Molecule: messenger RNA, 575 nt
Organism: Thunnus maccoyii (southern bluefin tuna)
Lineage: Eukaryota; Metazoa; Chordata; Actinopteri; Scombriformes; Scombridae
Product: transmembrane protein 100-like
Exons: 1
Coding region: 138-575 (145 amino acids)
Source: RefSeq, a predicted model, not a curated record
GAUUUGUCCAACAUUAAAGCUAUGUAAAGAAAAUGUGUUAAGAGGUUGAUUGGGACACUGUGUUAUGUUUUAGGGGUAAUCAAGAAGAAGAAUCUGCAUGCAAUAUCACUGUUGGACAUCUACCAAGGAAUAAAAACAUGACAAGCAAGAUGGAAACCCUUGAUCCUUCUGCUUUAUCAGCUGUCAUUUCUACUGUCACCUACGACCCUAAAUCUGAGACAGUGACCUUACCAGGAGGGGUCGUCUCAGUGGCGGGCAUCACCGUGGUGACCGGGGGUGCUGAACUGUCCUGUGGAUCAUGUAUGCUGGCCUUUGGUUUUUGGGGAACUCUCAUUGGAUUCAGUUGUGUAGCUGUCGGGCUGUGGGACCAGUUAAACCAGUCUAAAGGGGGAACCUCUCACUUACUGAUCCUGGGGUUUGUGAUUCUCAGCCUCAGUUUAGUGGUGGUAGGAAGCGUGGUGGCGUUUUACUUCCUGACAAAGAAGAAGAGAGAGAUGACCCGACAGGAGAGAGAAGAUGGAAAAGAAGUUCUUGUAGAGGAGAAUGAGAGAGUAAUUAAAAAAGUCACAGUGUAA